This is a messenger RNA of Dipodomys ordii (Ord's kangaroo rat), 11186 nucleotides long. It is a transcript of the gene Akap9, whose product is annotated as A kinase (PRKA) anchor protein 9. Gene Ontology annotation, cellular component: cis-Golgi network; Golgi stack; synaptic membrane. The transcript has 44 exons. Gene Ontology annotation, biological process: maintenance of centrosome location; regulation of Golgi organization; signal transduction. Bases 195 to 11186 code for a protein of 3663 amino acids. The record is from RefSeq and is a predicted model, not a curated record. NCBI's taxonomy places the organism in Eukaryota, Metazoa, Chordata, Mammalia, Rodentia, Heteromyidae. Gene Ontology annotation, molecular function: protein kinase A regulatory subunit binding; molecular adaptor activity; potassium channel regulator activity.
UGGCGGCGGUGACGGCGCGGCCCGUGCACACCGGGACGCUUAGCCCGUGAGCGCGCACUGGUUCCACGGGAGGGGGAGGAUCGCCGGCCGGGCCCUGCGCCCCGCGCCGCAAAGCCUGCCUCCUCCUCUAUCUGAACCGCUCUCUCCUUCCCACCCGACCCUCCCCGACUUUCCCCGCCCACUCCGCAGAAGCCAUGGAGGACGAGGAGAGGCAGAAGAAGCUGGAGGCCGGCAAGGCGAAGCUUGCCCAGUUUCGACAAAGAAAAGCUCAAUCUGAUGGGCAGAAUCUUCCUAAGAAGCAGAAAAAAAAGAGAAAAGUCUCAAGUUGUAAGCAUGAUGUGCAUGGUUUGAGUAUUGAUCAACAGAGUGAUCAGAUAUAUAUAAAUAGUUCUCAGGAGGUAGAAUCAACUAUGACUCCUGAUUCCACCAUAAUGAGAACUUUGCACAGUGGAGGAAUUGUCAAGCAUGACCAGCUCUACUCUGCUGAGCCAGAAAGUGAAAUUUCAACCACAGCAGAUGAUUAUAGUUCAGAGGUAAAUGGUUGCAGUUUUGUGAUGAAAACAGGAAUCCCCACAAAUUUAUUAAGGGAAGAAGAAUUUGGUGUUGAUUCUUACUCUGAACAAGGAGCACAGUACGGUCAUACUCAAGUAGAGAUGAUGGAAAAUGAAUUGGCUGGGAAACGGCAUGAGAUUGAAGAGUUAAACAGAGAACUGGAAGAAAUGAGGACCACCUAUGGGACUGAAGGACUGCAACAGUUACAAGAGUUUGAAGCUGCCAUUAAGCAAAGAGAUGGUAUCAUAACCCAGCUCACCACUAAUUUACAGCAAGCAAGAAGAGAAAAGGAUGAGACAAUGAGAGAAUUUUUAGAGUUGACAGAACAAAGUCAAAAAUUACAGAUUCAGUUCCAGCAUUUACAGGCUAGUGAAACUCUGAGGAACAGCACCCAUAGUAACACUGCUGCAGAUUUGCUACAAGCCAAACAGCAGAUCCUUACUCAUCAACAACAGCUGGAAGAACAAGACCAUCUAUUAGAAGAUUAUCAAAAGAAGAAGGAAGACUUUAAAAUGCAGAUUAAUUUCUUGCAAGAGAAAAUUAAAGUAUAUGAAAUGGAACAAGAUAAAAAAAUAGAAAACACAAAUAAAAAAGAAAUACAGGAAAAAGAUGCAAUCAUUGAAGCAUUAAAUACAAAAAUAGUAGAAGAAGAAGGAAAAAAUAUUGAACUCAAAGAUAAAGUAACAGCUACUGAUAAGUUACUGGGAGAAUUACAGGAACAAGUUGUACAGAAGAACCAAGAGAUAAAAAACAUGAAGCUAGAGCUGACUAAUUCUAAGCAAAAAGAAAGACAAUGCUCUGAGGAAAUAAAACAGUUAAUGGGGACAGUUGAAGAACUUCAGAAAAGAAAUCAUAAAGAUAGCCAGUUUGAAAUUGAUACAGUACAAAGAAUGAAACAAGAAACACAGAGAAAGUUAGAACAGCUCCGAGCAGAGUUGGAUGAGAUGUAUGGGCAGCAGAUAGUACAGAUGAAACAAGAAUUAAUAAAACAACAUAUAUCACAGUUAGAGGAACUUAAAAUACAGCAUAAGGGAGAAAUGGAGAAUGCUUUAAAAGCACAUUCAAAUAUUACAGUUAAUGAAGAUCAAGUAAAUUUAAUGAAUGUGGCAAUAAAUGAACUAAAUAUAAAGCUACAUGAUACUAACUUUCAAAAGGAAAAACUCAAGGAAGAACUAGGGGUAAUUUCAGGAGAAAAGUCUACUCUACAGAGACAGCUUGAAGAUCUUCUUGAAGAAUUGAGCUUUUUAAGAGACCAAAUUCAGAGAGCUAGGCAGACAAUAGCUGAACAGGAAAGCAAGUUGAAUGAAGCAUAUAAAUCUCUUAGUACAGUGGAAGAUUUGAAGGCUGAAAUUGUUUCUGCAUCAGAAUCCAGAAAGGAACUUGAGGUAAAACAUGAAGCAGAAGUUACAAAUUACAAGAUAAAACUUGAAAUGUUAGAAAAAGAAAAGAAUGCUGUGUUAGACAGAAUGGCUGAAUCACAAGAAGCUGAAUUAGAGAGACUGCGAACACAGCUCCUAUUUAGUCAUGAGGAAGAACUUUCCAAAUUAAGGGAAGAUUUAGAAAUUGAACAUCGAAUAAGUAUUGAAAAACUUAAAGAUAAUUUAGGUAUUCACUAUAAGCAGCAGAUAGAUGGCUUACAGAAUGAAAUGAGACAAAAGAUAGAAACUAUGCAGUCUGAAAAAGACAAUUUGAUAACUAAACAGAAUCAAUUAAUUUUGGAAAUUUCAAAGCUAAAAGAUUCACAGAAGUCCCUUGUGAAUUCAAAAUCAGAAGAAAUGAUCCUUCAAAUCAACGAACUUCAAAAAGAAAUAGAAAUACUCAGGCAAGAAGAAAAGGAAAAGGGUACUCUUGAACAAGAAGUUCAAGAAUUACAACUUAAAACUGAAUUCUUGGAGAAACAAAUGAAGAAAAAAGAGGAUGAUCUUCAAGAAAAAUUCACACAACUUGAAGCAGAGAAUAGCAUUCUUAAAGAUGAAAAGAAGGCCCUUGAGGACAUGUUAAAAACUUAUACUCCUGUUAACCAAGAAGAAAAUUUAGUUUUCAUAGAUUCCAGUAAGUCUAAAUCCAAAGACUAUAGCUGGCAGAAAGAAAUACAGAUACUUUCAGAGGAAAAUAAGGACCUCAAACAACAAUGUAUUCAUCUAAAUGAAGAAAUAGAAAAGCAAAGAAAUACGUUUUCUUUUGCUGAAAAAAACUUUGAAGUUAACUAUCAAGAGUUACAGGAAGAAUAUGCUUGCCUUCUUAAGUUAAAAGAUGAUUUGGAAGACAGUAAAAGUAAGCUAGAGUUGGAGUAUAAAAGUAAGCUUAAAGCACUUAAUGAAGAGCUUCAUUUACAAAGAAUAAAUCCAACUGUGAUGAAAAUGAAAAGCUCCAUGAGCUUUAGUGAUGACAAAACUUUUAUUUCUGAGCCAUUGGAAAUUGGUGAGGUUGUUGAGAAAGAUACAACAGAGCUCAUGGAAAAACUUGAAGUGACCAAGCGAGAAAAAUUACAGCUGUCAGAAAAACUGUCUGAUAUUUCUGAACAACUGAAACAGAAACAUGUUGAAGUUAACUUUCUAAGUGAAGAAGUUAAGUCUUUAAAGCAAGAGAAGGAUCAAGUUUUAUUGAGAUGUAGAGAGCUAGAAAGCAUAAUUAACCACAACAGGGUAGAAAAUAUAAACAUGUGUGAUGUUCAGUUAAGUGUUUUAAAAGAUGGAGAUGUGACAAUGACAAGUGGGGAUUCUGGAAGACUGAUUUCUAAACUAAGUAAAGGUUUUGGUGCAGAAUCAAAAGUAAUAGAAGAUAAAACGCCUUCUGAACAUACUGCUGUUAGAAAGGAAGGCAAGCAAGAACCAUUAUUUUCCCCAUUAUUAAUAAAUGAACUGUUGCCUGGAUCAACUGAACCAUUGGAAAAUGAUAAACUUCAGCAGGAACUUCAUUUACUUCAAUCAGAACAGAAUGAUUUAAGGCUACAAAUGGAAGCUCAACGCAUAUGCCUCUCUCUGGUUUAUUCAACUCAUGUGGAUCAGGUUCGUGAAUAUUUGGAAAAUGAAAAAGAUAAAGCUCUUCACAGUCUUAAAGAGGAGCUUAUUUCUGCUCAAGAGAAAAGGAUCAAGGAAAUUCAGAAAAUACACCAGUUAGAGCUUCAGAAUGUAAAAGCACAAGAAACAGGUGAUGGAGCAAAGCCUUUGAGGAAGCUCAUUGGAAGACUUCAAAAGGCAGUGUCUGAAGAAUGUUCCUCUACUUCAAAGUUAACAGCUUUCUUUUACUCCCUUUUAUUUAUAUUUAGCUUCUCUGUUGAUUCAGUGAUAAUGAAAGAAUCUGAGGUACAGAAAACAGUGUACCCUGGAAACUGUCUUACAGAGAAUAUUGAUGGUACAGUAAAGUCUUCUGGUGAAUUUGGAGUAAAACAAGAAACAAAUAUGGUUAAGUUGCUGGAAAAACAGUAUCAAGAACAAUUAGAAGAAGAAGUAGCUAAGGUCAUUGUGUCAAUGAGUGUGGCCUUUGCUAAACAGACUGAAUUGUCUAGAAUAUCUGGAGGGAAAGAAAAUGUUGCAUCAUCAAAACAAGCAUAUGCUCUGGAUCAACGGGAAGAAUAUUAUUUUAAUGAAAUGGAAUUUUCAGAAGGCCAAGUUGCUCUUCAAACUUGUGAAGCAAAAGACAAAAAAUUUAAAGAAGAAUUUAAACCACUUAGUAAAGAGUUAGGAGAAGAUGGAAAAGAAGUUCUUUUGUCAAAUAAUAAUGAUCUUGAUAUACUAGAAUCAAAGGACCACGGACUGACUAUUUCACAAGAAGUGUUCUCCAAAGAUAAAGCCUUUGUAGGCAGAGAUUCUAUGUAUAAUGAGAUGUUGGCAUCAGGCAUAGAUGCUUCUAGACAGCUGAUGUUAAAUGAGGAACAGUUGGAAGACAUGAGGCAGGAACUUGUACGACAGUAUGAAGAGCAUCAACAAGCAACUGAACUGUUGAGGCAAGCACACAUGCGACAGAUGGAGAGACAGCGAGAAGACCAGGAACAACUGCAAGAAGAGAUUAAGAGACUUAAUAGACAAUUAGCUCAGAGAUCCUCAAUAGAUAAUGAAAACCUGAUUUCAGAGAGAGAGAGGGUGCUUUUAGAGGAGCUGGAAGCACUAAAGCAGCUGUCUUUAGCUGGAAGAGAGAAGCUGUGUUGUGAGCUGCGCAACAGCAGUACGCAAACACAGGAUCGAAAUGAAAACCAAGGGGAAGUUGAAGAAGAGACAGUUAAAGAAAAAGAAUUGGACAGAAAACCUGAAGAUGUACCUCUUGAUAUUCUUUCCAAUGAAAGGUAUGCACUCCAGAAAGCUAAUAACAGACUUCUAAAGAUCCUCUUAGAAGUUGUAAAGACAACAGCAGCUGUUGAAGAAACAAUUGGCCGCCAUGUCCUGGGGAUUCUAGAUAGAUCUAGUAAAGGCCAGUCAACUACUAACCUUAUCUGGAGGUCAGAAGCUGAGGCAUCUAUAAAGCCUUGUGUCCAAGAGGAACAUCCAAGAGUUACAGAUGAAUCCAUGCCUUCUUAUUCUGAAAAUGACAUGCCAAGAAAUGACAGCAGCAUGUGGUCAAAAAUAACUGAGGAAGGAACAGAGUUGUCACAGCGGCUUGUGAGGAGUGGUUAUACUGGAACUGAAAUAGACCCUGAAAAUGAAGAACUUAUGCUGAAUAUUAGCUCUCGACUGCAAGCAGCUGUUGAAAAACUCCUAGAAGCCAUAAGUGAAACCAGUAGUCAGCUUGAACAUGCAAAAGUUACACAAACAGAGUUGAUGCGUGAGUCAUUUAGACAGAAACAGGAAGCAACAGAAUCCCUUAAGUGCCAAGAAGAACUGCGAGAACGCCUUCAUGAGGAGUCCAGGGCUAGAGAACAGCUGGCUGUGGAGCUCAGUAGGGCCGAGGGUGUCAUUGAUGGCUAUGCAGAUGAAAAAACUCUUUUUGAAAGGCAAAUUCAGGAAAAAGCUGAUAUUAUAGAUCGCCUUGAGCAGGAAUUGCUAUGUGCAAGUAAUAGAUUGCAAGAAUUGGAAAUAGAUCAACAGCACAUUCAAGAAGAAAGAGAGUUACUAUCUAGACAGAAGGAGGCUAUGAAAGCAGAUGCAGGCCCCGUUGAACAGCAAUUACUACAGGAGACAGAAAAACUAAUGAAGGAGAAGCUAGAAGUACAAUGUCAAGCUGAAAAAGUAUGUGAUGACCUUCAAAAACAAGUGAAAGCUUUAGAAAUAGAUGUUGAGGAACAAGUCAGUAGGUUUAUAGAACUGGAGCAAGAAAAAAAUGCUGAACUAAUGGAUUUAAGACAACAAAGUCAAGCACUGGAGAAGCAGUUAGAAAAAAUGAGGAAAUUUUUAGAUGAGCAAGCCAUUGAUAGAGAACAUGAAAGAGAUGUAUUUCAACAGGAAAUACAGAAGCUAGAACAGCAACUUAAGGUUAUACCUCGAUUCCAACCUGUCAGUGAACAUCAAACUAGAGAGGUUGAGCAAUUAACAAAUCAUCUAAAAGAGAAAACAGACAAGUGCAGUGAGCUUUUGUUGUCAAAAGAACAGCUUCAGAGAGAUGUGCAAGAGCGGAAUGAAGAAAUUGAGAAAUUGGAAUGCAGAGUAAGAGAACUGGAGCAAGCAUUACUUAGCACAGACACUUUUCAAAAGGUAGAAGAUGGCAAACAGUUUGGAGCUAUAGAAGCUAAAGCAGAAUUGUCUCUAGAAAUACAGUUGCAAGCUGAACGAGAUGCUAUAGACAGAAAGGAAAAAGAGAUCACAAACUUGGAAGAACAGUUAGAACAGUUCAGAGAAGAGCUAGAAAAUAAGAAUGAAGAAGUGCAACAACUUCAUAUGCAAUUAGAAAUACAGAAAAAGGAAUCUACCACUCGCCUACAAGAACUUGAACAAGAAAACAAAUUAUUUAAGACUGAAAUGGAGAAACUGGGAUUUGCCAUAAAUGAAUCUGAUACUAUUUCUACCCAGGAUCAACAUAUACUAUUUGGGAAAUUUGCUCAAAUAAUACAAGAAAAAGAGGUAGAAAUUGACCAAUUGAAUGAUCAGAUUACAAAACUUCAACAACAACUUAAAUUUAAAACAGAUAACAAGGUCAUUGAAGAAAAAAAUGAAGUAAUAAGGGAUCUAGAAACACAAAUAGAAUGUUUGGUAAGUGAUCAAGAAUGUGUGAAGAAAAACAAAGAAGAAGAAAUAGAGCAACUUAAUGAAGUGAUUGGAACACUUCAACAGGAAUUGACAAAUAUUUCACAGAAGCCAUCUGUGGAUACUAAUUCUUUUCCAGAAGAAUCUGAUAGUUUAAAACAUCAGUUGGAUAAGCUUAUAGCUGAAAAAUUGGCUUUAGAACAGCAAGUAGAAAUCACUAAUGAAGAAAUGGCCUUCACAAAAAAUGUUCUUAAGGAAACCAAUUUUAAAAUGAACCAGCUAACACAAGAAUUAUGCAAUUUAAAGAGAGAACAUGAAAAAAAUAAGGAGAAGAUCCAAAGUGAACCUGAGAAAAGUGUUAACAUUGCUAUGGAUAAUCUUAGUAAUGACAAACCUGAACUGGAAAGAGUCCUUACUGAGAAUGCUCUUAAACCCCUAGAAAGCACCAAGGUUUCCAGGAGAAAUUUAGAAACAAAGGUGCUACAACUUGAGAGCUCUGUUAGUACAAAGGACUUAGAACUUACCCAAUGUUAUAAACAAAUAAAAGACAUGCAAGAGCAUGACCAAUCUGAAACCAAAGCACUUCAAACAAAGAUUAUAAACCUACAGAAAAUACUUGAGGAAAAAGUAGCUGCUGCUCUUGUUAGUCAAAUCCAACUUGAGGCAAUUCAAGAAUAUGUGAAAUCCUAUCAAGAUAAAGAAACAGUUUCAUCAGAGUCUGAGAGGAUAAAUAUGCAGAAUUUAAGUCAACUAACAGAAAACAAGAUGGAAUAUGAUGUUUCUGCAUUAACCUUGAGAAUAUCAGAGUUAGAAAGCCAGGUAUUUGAAAUGCACACUAGCUUGAUCUCAGAAAAAGAACAAGUAGAAAUUGCAGAGAAAAAUGUUUUGGAUAAAGAAAAGAAACUGCUAGAACUACAGAAGAUAUUGGAAGACAGUAAGAAAAGGCAGGAAGGGAAAGAAGAGAAAGGAAACCCUCAAAAAGGUUUUGAAGUUCUCAAGACACCUACUGAGCUAAUUCAUACCAGUGGAGAAAGUAGAUUUUUUGGUGAACUUGAGGCUCAUAGAGCCCAGUCAGUGGCUAUCCAAGACCUUGUCCAUUAUAAAGAAAAGGCAGAAAAACUUCAAGAAGAGCUUUUGGUAAAAGAAAUUAAUAUAGCAUCUCUUCAGAAAGAUUUAAGCCAAGUGAGAGAUGAACUCACACAGGCAGAAGAGAAGUUAUCCCGCUUAGAAAAAGAAGAUGAGUCCAAGGUACAAGAAAACAGAAAGAUCUGCAUAUUAGAGCCACUUCCCACUAUAAUGGGUAAAUGUUCUGCAUCCCAGACAGAGGGAAAUCUCAAGGUCAGCAGCAGCAAUCAGACUCCACAAAUUCUUGUUAGAAGUGCAGGAAUUCAAAUUGAUUUACAAAACGAAUGUUCAUCAGAAGAAGUUACAGAAAUAAUCAAUCAGUUUACUGAGAAAAUUGAGCAGAUGCAAGAACUACAUGCUGCUGAAAUUUUGGAUAUGGAAUCCAGACAUAUUUCAGAAACAGAAACUUUGAAGAGGGAGCAUUAUGUUGCUGUUCAGUUAUUGACAGAGGAAUGUGGCACCUUGAAAGCUGUGAUACAGUGUCUGAGAUCCAAAGAGGUAUCUUCAGUUCCUGAAUUAAUGUAUUCUAAAGCUUACCAAACUAGAGAAAUAUGUUCCAGUGAUUCUGGAUCAGACUGGGGUCAGGGAAUUUAUCUUACACAGAGUCAAGGGUUUGAUGCAACAUCAGAAGGCCAAGGAGAAGAAGGUGAAAGUUCAACAGAUUCAUUUCCAAAGAAAAUAAAGGGAUUACUAAGAGCUGUCCAUAAUGAGGGCAUGCAGGUGCUUUCUCUAACGGAGUCACCUUAUGGUGAUGGAGAAGACCAUUCUGUUCAGCAAGUGCCAGAAUCUUGGCUAGAAGAGAGAAGAACUUACCUCAACACCAUCUCCUCGCUUAAGGAUUUAAUUACCAAAAUGCAAGUGCAAAGAGAAGCUGAGGUUUAUGAUAGUUCUCAGUCUCCAGAGAGCCUCUCAGAUUGGCGGGGUGAACUUCUACUUGCCCUUCAACAUAUUUUCUUAAAGGAACGCAGUUGUUUACUAGCCACAUUUCAAACUGAACUGACUGCUUUAGGUACUAGAGAUGUAGGUGGAUUAUUAAACUGUUUGGAACACAGACUACAAGAACAGGGCAUUGAAUAUCAAGCAGCUAUUGAUUAUCUACAAAAAGCAGAUAGAAGGAGUUUGUUAUCUGAAAUUCAAGCACUACGUGCUCAAAUUAAUGGUAGAAUGAUCCUGAAAAGAGACCAAGAGAGUGAUAAACCAAGCCAAGAGUUCCUGGAAUAUAACAUGCAGCAGAAGCAGUCUCAAAUGCUGGAGAUGCAAGUGGAGCUCAGUACUGCGAAGGACAGAGCAACUGAACUGCAGGAACAGCUAAGUUCAGAAAAAGUGGUGGUUGCAGAACUGAAAAGUGAACUUGCACAAACAAAAUUGGAGCUAGAAACAACACUCAAGGCACAGCAUAAACACCUAAAGGAAUUAGAAGCAUUCAGGCUGGAAGUUAAAGAUAAAACAGAUGAAGUACACUUGCUUAAUGAUACUGUGGCAAUUGAGCAAAAGAAAUCAAGAGAGCUCCAGUGGGCUUUAGAAAAAGAGAAAGCCAAGUUGGGGCAUAGUGAAGAGCGUGAUAAAGAAGAGCUUGAGGAUCUGAAAUUUUCACUUGAGGAUCAGAAAAAGAGAAAUACUCAGUUAAAUCUUCUUUUAGAACAACAGAAACAACUCCUUAGUGAAUCACAGCAGAAAAUAGAAUCACAGAGAAUGCUAUAUGAUGCCCAAUUAUCAGAAGAGCAAGGUCGAAACUUAGAGCUUCAAGUACUUCUAGAGUCUGAGAAAGUUCGAGUUCGGGAAAUGAGUAGUGCCCUAGACAGGGAACGGGAGUUACAUGCACAGCUGCAAAGCAAUGGGGAUGGUGGGCAGCCUCGACCAUCUUUGCCCACAGAGGACUUACUUAAAGAAUUACAGAAACAGCUAGAAGAAAAACAAAAUCACAUCGUAGAAUUAUUAAAUGAGACUGAAAAAUAUAAACUGGAUUCCUUGCAAACAAGACAGCAAAUGGAAAAGGAUAGACAGGUUCAUAGGAAGACAUUGCAGACAGAACAAGAUGCCAACACUGAGGGACAGAAAAAAAUGCAUGAGCUACAAUCCAAAGUGGAAGAUCUCCAGCGCCAGCUGGAAGAGAAAAGACAGCAAGUUUAUAAGUUAGACCUUGAAGGAAAACGACUUCAAGGAAUUAUGCAGGAAUUCCAAAAGCAAGAACUAGAACGAGAAGAAAAACGAGAAAGUAGACGCAUUCUUUAUCAGAAUCUUAAUGAGCCAACCACUUGGAGCAUAAUUAAUGAUCGAACUAGAAAUUGGGUUCUUCAACAGAAAAUAGAAGGAGAGACAAAAGAAUCAAGCUAUCCAAAAUUGAUUGAAAUGAAUGGAGGAGAAAGUGGCUAUCAUCAUGAAUUAGAAAUGAUCAGACAGAAUCUUCAGCACGUGGAUUUGAAACUGCAGCAUCUAGCCCAGAAAGCCUCAAAUAGACUACAGUUUGAAGCAGCAGAUGAUGAAGCUUUCAUUUGGGUUCAAGAAAAUAUUGAUGGAAUUCUUUUACAACUACAGAAAUUAAUUGUCCAGUCAAGUGAAGAGCCUAGAUUCAUGGCCCCCAGUACUUCUUGUGGCUCACUGACUGAAAGACUACUGAGACAAAAUGCUGAGCUGACAGGACAUAUCAGCCACCUGACAGAAGAAAAGAAUGAUUUGAGGAACAUGAUUAUGAAGCUGGAGGAGCAGAUCAGGUGUUACCGACAGACAGGAGCUGGGAUAGAUUAUUCUUCCAGGUUUGCAUUUGGUGGUAGUGCCAACAUUGAAGCCAUUGUUGCUUCUGAAAAAGAAGUAUGGAACAGAGAAAAAUCAGUUCUCCAGAAAUCCUUGAAAAGGGCAGAAGCAGAAGUGUACAAACUGAAAGCUGAACUACGAAAUGAUACGCUGUUGCAGAAUCUGAGCCCUGACUCUGAACAUGUUGCGCUAAAGAGAAUAUAUGGAAAGUACUUGAGAGCAGAAAGUUUCCGCAAAGCUCUCAUUUAUCAGAAGAAGUAUUUGCUGCUGUUACUGGGUGGGUUCCAGGAAUGUGAGGAGGCCACCCUGGCACUUCUUGCCCGCAUGGGGGGACAGCCAGCCUUCACCGACCUAGAGGUUAUCACCAACCGCCCAAAGGGCUUCACCAGGUUUCGUUCUGCUGCCAGAGUGUCCAUUGCAAUUUCCAGGAUGAAAUUUUUGGUUCAGCGGUGGCAUCGAGUCACGGGUUGGGGUUCCAUCAAUAUUAACAGGGAUGGUUUUGGACUGAAUCCAGGUAAUGAAAAGACUGACUCGUUUUAUCAUUCUGGUGGGCUGGAGUUCUAUAAAGAACCAAGACACACAACAUACCUGUCAAGAUCAGAUCUGGACUAUCCUAGGUCUCCUUUGCCAUUUCAAAAUAGGUAA